Micromonas pusilla CCMP1545 is the source of this 615-nucleotide messenger RNA. RefSeq lists its product as uncharacterized. Lineage: Eukaryota; Viridiplantae; Chlorophyta; Mamiellophyceae; Mamiellales; Mamiellaceae. The record is from RefSeq and is a predicted model, not a curated record. Bases 1 to 615 code for a protein of 204 amino acids. The transcript has a single exon.
AUGGGGAACGCGUCGUCGACGUCCGCGCCGUCCGCGGCGCCGGCGCCGAACCCGCCGCCGUCGCGCCCGCCGAAAAACCCGCUCGAGCGCGUCUUCGGCCCGCCGCGCCGCGACGGCCCGCUGCGCAACCCGGGAUGGGACGAUCGCGUCGCGCGGACGACCGCGGCGGGGUUCUUCGCCGGCCUCGCCGGCGGCGGCGCGCUCGCGGCGUACCGCGAGUCGAUCCACUACGCGACGAUCAUGGCGAACACGUCGGGGAACUGCGCGGUCGUCGCGGGGAUGUUCGCGUCCGGGAAGGAGGCGAGCCGGCUCGUGCGGCAGAGCGACGGCGACGCGAUCGACGCCUUCGUCGGCGGAUUCGCCGCGGGCGCGGUGUGCGCGUCGUGGUGGCGCGACCGCAGGUCCGCGCUCGCGGGCGGGCUCGCGCUCGGGUCGCUCUGCGGCGGUAUCCACUGGAUCCUCGACCCGGCGUCGGACGCGAGCGCGCCGGCGCGCGCGCUCGGCUUCGCCGUCGACGACGGCGGAUGGAUGGCGCCGACGUGGUUUCCGGUGGUGCGUUCUAUCUCACACUGGUUCCCAUACGACCGCGUCGGCGUGGUGAACGCCGAUCCUUAA